Messenger RNA from Manduca sexta (tobacco hornworm), 1853 nucleotides. RefSeq names its product immunoglobulin superfamily DCC subclass member 3-like. Gene Ontology annotation, cellular component: plasma membrane; axon. Gene Ontology annotation, biological process: axon guidance; cell-cell adhesion. Lineage: Eukaryota; Metazoa; Arthropoda; Insecta; Lepidoptera; Sphingidae. Gene Ontology annotation, molecular function: protein binding. The record is from RefSeq and is a predicted model, not a curated record.
GCAGCGGGCUGCGCCGUACGUCCUUACGCAGCCCGCUUACGUGGAUAUUUCGAGUGUUGUGCAAAUGCUUGUGAUUAUAUGGCGGUGUCAUUACUGCGAGUGUUGGUGCUGGGUGUUAUCGCGGCAGCGGCCGACGAAAAUGUACCGAUAAAAUGGUGGGGCUCGUCCCCGGCGGUGCUCCCGUGCGUGGUGCCGGACGCGGAGCGGGUCGCCGUACGCCGCCCGCCGCCGCCGCUAGAGCCCGAGGACCGCUCGCGCUCGCACCCGUACGUGUGGCGACACGGUACCCACGAGAUCAGGAAUGUUUCGCGGGACGGUUCGCUGACGGUGUGGCGGCAGCAGGACGGCAGCAGCGAGGGCUUGUACCAGUGCGCCGUCUCCACAGCCGGCGGCCUCGUGCUCGGAUACCCGAUACAUUUGAAGUUCGCAUAUAUGGAAGAGGAGUUCUCGGCGGGUCCGGCGGCGGCGAGCGCGCCCGCGGGGCAGCCCGUGCUGCUGCGCUGUGACAUCGGCUCCGGCCCGCCCGCGCGGCUCCGCUGGCUGCGCGACUCGCGCCCACUGCAGCAUCAUCACAGAUAUUUUACUUUGGACAACCAGUUACUCAUCCUAGACGUGCAGGAAGGAGACGAAGGCGUCUACAGUUGUGAGGCGACUAACACCGUGCUGAACGUGACGCGCGCGAGCGAGGGGGCGCGGCUGGCGGUGGCGGCGAGCGCGCCGGCGCCGGCGGGGCUGCUGCCCGUGCGGCAGCGCGAGGAGCUGGCCGUGCCCGUCGGCGCCGCCGUGCUGCUGCCGUGUCCGCUCACCGGCUGGCCCAGGCCUAAGAUAAUCUGGAAGGUGACUCCAGCGGAGGGCAGAAGCAGCGAGCUAGAGUCAGUGGAAGAGGUGCUGGAGCUGGUGGGCGUGCAGGUGGAGGAUGAGGGGAUCUACACUUGCGCCGUCGAGGGACACGCGAACCUCACCAAGUCGUUCAAGGUGUCGGUGACGGUGCCGGCGGAGCUGACGGUGCCGCCCAGCUCCAAGCAGAGCAUCCGCGCGGGCACGGUGCGCUUCAACUGCACGGCGACGGGCCGCCCCGAGCCGCGCCUCACCUGGUACAAGGACGGCACGCCGCUGCUGCUCGCCGGACGGAUCGUGGUGCUGCCGUCGACGGACGGCAAGCGGCUGGAGCUGCUGAUCCGCAGCGUGACGUCGGAGGACGCGGGCGUGUACCAGUGCGUGGCGGCGGGCGGCGGCGCGGUGCGCAGCGCGUGGGCGCGGCUGAGCGUGACGGGCGCGGAGGCGGGCGCGCCCGGCGGCGUGCGCUGCCAGCCCGCCGGCGCCGCCGCCGUGCGCGUGCACUGGCCGCCGCUCAACGCCACCGUCAUGGCCUACACCGUGCACGUCAACGACAUCGGAGGAAAGUCGUUGCCCGGACAACCGUUCAACAAGACAGAAGACAUCGUCAGCGUCGAGAAACCGUUGACGCCUUACGAGUUUCAAGUCCGAGCCUACGUGCACUCGUCGAGGACCAAUAGGACCAUAGCCAGCGACUUGUCCAACCCCGUCAUCUGCCAGGGUCAAGGAGUGCCGAUCCGGCUGGUGCGCGCGGGCGCGGGCGUGGUGGUGUCGUGGCGGCAGUUCGCGGAGGCGUGGCCCGGCGUGCGCCAGUGGGUGCUGCAGGCGCGCGGCGCCGCCGCCCCCGCCGACCGCACGCUCGACGCGCACGUCACCAACUACACCGUCGCAGUGCCGGCAGACAGCCCGAUGCAUUUCCGCGUGUUGGGCACGCGCACGCUGCCGUGGCUGCAGCAGAACCUGACGCUGGUGCCGUGGACGUCCACCGCCGCCGCCAGCGACCACGCCGACACCGG